AUGGAUGGUGGUGGAGGUCUCCCACCUAAGACAAUGAUGACACGAGUACUAUGCCUUAUUGGUCAAUUCAACUUGGAUCCGAAUCGAGUGACCGACAUAGUACUCGAAUGUUUUGAAUGUUGUGCAUCUCAGAAGACUUUCUAUAUAUCGCUACUAAAAGAAAUUAAAGCAAAUAAGGAUUAUUUAUGCACACUGCUCGGAUUUAAGUACACAUUUUAUCAUGUAAAAACGCCAUUUUCGCUCUACAUAAUUACAUCAUCGUUGAUACAAGAAGAUAUGAUCGAUUUAAUGAAAAUUACUGGAUUUAUGAUCCCGAAAGCUGAAGGUAUAAAGGAGACACACAGGGCACGUGCUGCGAAAGCUGGUGAGAGAGCAAGAAAGGCGGAAACCAUUUUGGCAUCAAAUAUACCACUAGAUGUUUCUCGCAAUGCGAAUGUGGAUGCAAUGGAUAAUGGCCAGUCGAUCGUGGGAGUAUCAUUGGCGACGGUUGCUGCUAUACAAGAGGCAGACGAUGCAAAACUUGCAGCGGAAUUGAACGAGGAGACCGUUUUAUCAACAAACCAGAAACUUGGGUUGGUGUGUGCUCUCAUUGAAGAUGGUGCAUGGCCGUUAGCGAAAACGCUCAUUGACCGACUUCCUGAGUACUACGCAGUACAAGCAAGUACACGCGUGAGCAAUGCGAUUUCCGAUUUAAUUGGUAGGACGAUACAGAAUUUCUAUAUUAAAAAAUGUUCUAACAAGUUGGAAGACCUUAAUGUGGAUGUAAAAGUCGAAACUCGUCCUGCAUUUGUAGAUUGUGUUUCCUCGUGGGAUGAUUUGGCUGCGCUGACUUCAAUGCUAUGGUAUGUUGGUCCAAGACUGGCCUACCGCCCACUGAUAAUGACGAAACUUGUGCGACUGAUUACAAUGUUCUACCGUGAACAACCGAAAGCAUUGCGCAGCAAAACCUUGGGAGUUGUUAUUCUACCCGGAUUGUCGUUAUCCGAUUGCAAUACUGGUCUUUCGGAAGAAGUAUGGACCUUGCUGCAGAUAUUUCCGUAUACAUGGCGAUACCGCUUAUAUGGACAGCGCUUGUCGAAAGAAACUGUGCGAGUAAUGGGAAGACAGCUGGGAAAGCUGUGUCAUAUACAUCCAGUUACCGUAUUCGAUUACCUGCUUAGCCAGGUCCAGUCUUUUGACAAUUUGAUACAACCAGUUGUCGAAAGCCUGCGGUUUCUUACAAAUUUGGAGUUCGAUAUUUUAACAUAUUGCAUAAUAGAGCAGCUUUCUAGUCCUGAAAAGCAGCAACUAAAAGCUUCCGAUGGAAAACUAAGCCCAUGGCUGCAGGCGUUAGCAACCUUGGUGGGAGCUGUCUACAAGAAGUAUAAUGUGGAAUUAGCUGGGAUGUUGAAUUACGUUAUAAAUCAGCUGAAGAAUGAGAAGAGCUUCGAUUUACUUGUGCUUCGUGAGGUGGUCCAGAAUAUGGCGUGUAUUGAAGGUGUAGCUGGGGCAACCUCUGAUCAGUUGGAGGCUUUGGGAGGUGGUGAGCUGUUGAGACAAGAAGCUGGAAGCUACACAAAUGCAAGAAAUAAACGCGCAUCUGCUCGUUUGCGUGAUGCCGUGAUGACUGGUGAUAUUGCCAUUGGAUUAUGUAUACUGAUAGCUCAACAAAGAGAAUGUGUGGUUUAUCGAGAAAGUUCUCGUUUACCGCUGAAGUUAGUUGGCGAGAUGGUUGAUCAGUGUCGUGAUACGCUACUUCAAUUGGGCACCUUCCUAUGGGCGAAUGUUCGGCAAGAUGACUACGCCAUGCGGAUACCCCCAGCACAUACACUAAUUUUAGAUUAUCAUCUUCGUAUUGAUGCAGCUAUGUACCUCACUAGACCCACCUACUUCCUCAAAGCAAGUCGUUUCCAUUUUUGGGCUGCAAAACGAGCAAUGAAAUCGGAUAUCGAUAACAAGAAGAUGGAUGCCCAGCAAAAAGUAGGCGAUUUUGUAGAAUUAGAUUUUCUAGUUGCUUUAUUACUCGUUGUGUUCUGGAUUUUGUCUUCCUAUGAUAUCGAAGUGCCUACGAUGGCAUAUGAAAGAGCUAGUAAGUCUAAACGAGUAAAAGAGGAGGAAAGGCUACGGAGUUUGGAGAAUAAGCUAAGAGAGGAAGAGAAGCGUCAGGCAGAACAUGUAUCGAGAAUUCGGGCAUGGUUUAAUAGUGUUAAGGACGAUCUGUUCGAGGGUGGACGUGACUCCAAUUUUACACUCACACGGGUUUUCCAGUUGUUUAUUGAUGUGUUGCCGUUAAUUUGUGCUCUGACUGAAAAUGAGGCGAACUCGAUUGGCACAUUUCUACAGAUUCUACUUUCUCAUGCGCAGCGAUGGCACUCAGAUAGCUCAAUCUUCGAAAAGGAGUGUGAAGGAUUCCCUGGAUUAGUCUCGAAAACGCAAAGUGUCAAUUACGAGAGUUUCCGACGCCUCUGCUUUAAGUGGCAAAUGCGUCUGCAUACAGCAUUCAACUCGGUGCUUUCCGUGGUAAAUAAUGAAUAUGUAUCAGUUAGGAAUUGUUUAGUGGUGAUGACUAAGCUUGCACCGUGUUUCCCAUUAUUGAAGGACUUAGUCGACAGCGUUGAGAAGCUAGUAGAAAAGGUGCGAGAUAACGAAAAAGGAAAAAGGGACGAACUGUCUUUGAAGGCUGCCAGUUAUCUUGUGCGAUUGAAAAUGAGAAAUGUUCCUAUCUAUGAAGGACUUCAAUUCCAUGUGAGUUUCUUUUUUUCUUUGGUUUACUUUGUAAAUCGAAAAAACCUAGAAAAAUGUGCUGGUAUUAUGAACCAUAGCCACUCUAUGACAUUUACGUUCUUCCGAGCACGUCCCCAGCUAGAUGAUAAAGCAGCAAAUGGAUUAGUGAAGGAACGGAAAGACGUAGUUGUCACCAAGGACGUCAAAGAGGAGAAAAAAGAGCAUAGAGAUUCAAAGGAGAAGCGGGAGGAUGACAAGAAAGUGAAAGAUAAAAGAGAUUCAACGCCAUCAAGAAAAGAAGAUGUGGUCAAGGAAUCAAACACUUCUAGAAAGAAAGAGCGAGGACUUGACGAUGAGGAAGUUGGUCCAGCAGUAAGUAUAGUGUUAAUUUUGAACUAUUAUCAAGAAGACACUGUCCAGCUUAGAUUCACUUCUACUAGCUAG
Molecule: messenger RNA, 3147 nt
Organism: Angiostrongylus costaricensis
Lineage: Eukaryota; Metazoa; Nematoda; Chromadorea; Rhabditida; Metastrongylidae
Source: the annotation of a GenBank genome assembly